UAAAUUAUGUAGAAAAAUCAACGGAAUGAACUAAUUGUUGAGCGAUUGAAACUAUUUAGUUUGGUUUAUAAUUGAAAUCACCAAACAGUUUAUGCCGGUCAAUGUUUAUUUUAUAUUUUUUAUUUUUUUUUUAAAUAUUGAUAUUGAUAUUGUGGAGUUUUGUUCAUUAAUUAAAUGCAAACUAACAUAUACAGACUAUUAUAUUUGUGUUUUAGACAUAGCAGACCUUAUCACAUCGUACGUGAAAUCACUCAAUCAGGAUAGUCCUAUACAAUGUGAGGACGCUUAUGCACAAGCAUCUGCCCAACGCAACGAACGAGUUUUACACAAAGUUAUAAAAGAGUUCAAAACAGAUAUGGAAAAGUCUAGAAAUCUCAAAAGCAAGACACAUCUUCAGGAUAUGUUUCUCAGGCAAUUUGAGCAAACUCUUACGAAGUACCGUGCUGAUUCACUUCCGUACCGUCAGGAAGAAUAUGAAGGCAGAGCAACGGACGAAAUGAAGAAACAUGUUGACAUGCUUAACGCAGAACUGAGUCAGGCAUGCCAGAAAGUGGGAAAAGAGAAAUUGUCAAAAAUGUAUGAUGAAAUGCUGGAGAAGAAUAGCCCUCGUCAUCUGACGUCUGACGGCUACAGGCAUUACGAGGAAGAUAUGAACAAACUUAAAGAAGUUUUUUUUGAAGAAAUGAAAGAUUACGAUAAAGAUGAACUUUACAUCUGCUUGGAAGCCUUUAAAAAGAGCAAGAAUGAUGACAAAAUGACGCUUUACCGUGCUGAAACAGGACGCUAUGGCUCAAGUCAAUACAAUGCAAUCCAUGACAAAAUUAACAAGAAAAUGAAUGAAAAAUUUGAGCGCGUUCUUCAAAAUGAGAUUCAAAAGAGAAACAAGCUUCUGGAAGAAGAAUUGAAGAUACUUCGAGCUAAGUAUAAAGACCUCAGUAAAUCUGUCGAGUCCAGGAGCUGGUGUUCAGUAAUGUAA
This is a messenger RNA of Mercenaria mercenaria, 976 nucleotides long. RefSeq lists its product as uncharacterized. NCBI's taxonomy places the organism in Eukaryota, Metazoa, Mollusca, Bivalvia, Venerida, Veneridae. The record is from RefSeq and is a predicted model, not a curated record. Bases 92 to 976 code for a protein of 294 amino acids. The transcript has 4 exons.